This is a messenger RNA of Eimeria maxima, 2916 nucleotides long. RefSeq lists its product as hypothetical. The transcript is spliced from 2 exons. The record is from RefSeq and is a predicted model, not a curated record. Lineage: Eukaryota; Apicomplexa; Conoidasida; Eucoccidiorida; Eimeriidae. Bases 1 to 2916 code for a protein of 971 amino acids.
AUGACUCUAGAAACAAGUGCAGAACCCCUGGGGCCUCCCCCAAAACUUACACAAUGGAGCAGAUACGUUUACUGUCCGCCUCUGUUUUUUGCAAAUACCGAGCGCGCGGGGCAGCAGCAGCAGACGCAGCGGCACCGACAGCAACAGAAACGGCAGGAACAACAACAGCCGGAGGAACAGCAGCAACAGCAGAAACAGCAGCAGCAGCAAAAGCAACAGCAUCGGCGCACUACGAAGCGCCUUCCGCGACUUUCUAGAAUACGCAUUUCCCUUGGAGGGAGAAGUAGAAAACUUUCAGCUCCACGUUCAUCUGUACAAUUGAACAACCUCAAGACGCCCCGCGAAAUUAACCAGACAACGUACACGCCAGUUGCUGAGCCCUUACAAGCAAGAAAAACUCCCGGGUUUAUUGUGGGCCUUCAGGAGCUCCUGUGCAGCCCUCCCCAGCAGGAGCAGCAGUUGCUGCUCCAGCAACAGCUACAGCAACAACUACAGCGCCAGCGACAGCAGAGGCGGGAGAAGUUGCAAGAUAAACUCAACUCAAUACAGAGACAAAAGGCCCAUCAGACGCAACAGCUACAGGCUUUGGAGAAACGUUUUGCUGCUGCUGCGGCUGUAAGUGCUCAGCUGCAGCAGCAGGCGCCCACCGCAGCUGCUGCUGCAGCUGCUGCAGCAACAGCGGCAGCAGGGCUGCUGGAGCGAAUUAGAGCCAGCAAAAGUGCCACUAACAGCGACAAAGAAACUCAGGCGGAGGAGGAGCAGCAGCUUCUGCAGCAGCCAUACAACUUUCUUAGGUGGACACGACAAAGAUAUACCCCCGCGAGACGACGGCUUUGGGAUGAAAGCAGCAGCAGCAGCAGAAACGGCAGCAGAAGCAGCAACUCUGGUGACCAAUCAAGAAGUGGACGGUCCUACGUCGUAGAAAUGGGGGAAGCCUCAAACAUUGGCAGCAGCAGCCCUAGUGGAAACAACAACAACGAGGAGUUCUCACUACAGCAGUGGGCAUCGCUACAAAUGCGCUGGUGCCUUAGGAGAGAUUCAUCCUCAGGCAGUGAAUGCUGUUCGGGUGUCUGUACACCUGAGCCCACGCAAAGGGAGAAAAUCACGCAUGAUGAGGAGGGUUCGUUGCAUCAGCCAUCAAGACCAACGACAGCAACAACACCUGCAGUUGCAGGGGCAGGCACUUUUAGUGAUGCAGACACAAAAAUCGGCACUGCAUGUUGCGAGGCCGGCGGAAGCAGCACGAGCAGCAACAGGAGUUGCAACAGCAGCAGCGGCAGCACCAGCAGUGGCACCAAAAGGCCCACCAAAGACUGUGCCGUUCAGGUGUCUUUAGACUCCCUGGAAGGAUUCGGGCGCUCCUCAGGGGGCCUGGACGUUAAGAGUCCUUCCAACACCAGCCUUAGUGACCCGGAUGUGUCUGCUUUUCCCACUGCCGGUGCUUGCCCCUCUGCAGCUGUUGCUGCUGCUGAAGCAUUUACUGCUGCGGCAGCUGUUGCUGCUGCUGCGGAGUCAAUCGAUCCACGUAGGGCCAACAGAGACCAUACACUCUUCUCGCGCCGUGGUGCUUCAAAGUCGCUGCUCACGCGUAGAAGACCAGCAACUGAAACUUCAACGUUAACCCCGCAAGCAGCGGCAGCAGCAGAUCUGCAUGCAGGUGCCAUGCCGUUGUGGCAGGCAGAGGGAAAAACCGCACUAAACGAGGAAAUGGUUUCAAAUCAGUGGCUUCUGCCGCCUAGGCGCAGUGAUGAUGGUGAAAAAUUAGCUGAGUUUGGUAUACACCCCAAGCGUACAGGCUACGGACGGCUAUGGCGCUCUGUAGGCGAAGCAGAAGCAAGUGGACCUGCUGCUCCCGCAGCUAAAGGACCAAUGAGCCACCUGUUUCAAGGACAAGCGGUGGGCACACCCUCCACAACAUCCCUGUCUCCCAACAGCAGCAACAGCAACAGCAGCGAAACCACCGGUUACAACAACAGCGAGUUGCGUAUGCAUUCCGGGGCACUCAGAGGCAUUCCUUUGGCGCUUCUUCUAAGGGAAAAAUAUACAAAGUGGAAGCCAUCCAAAAGAACACACAAGCCCAAAGUCGCUAUGGAAGGCAAGGACCAGGCGCAGCUGCCGCUGCAGCAGCAGCUGCCACUGCUAUUGGGACGUGGGAUGUAUCACCAGACUCACGAUUUCCAUAGUGAAGCAGAGGAACUGAUGAAGAGCAGCAGCAUUGAAGAGGAAAAGGCAUUUCACGGUUUUCCGCUGCCGGGGUCUAUGGACAAAUUAAGAAGCAGCGGCAGGGUUAGGCCCAUGCGGCUUGAACACAGCUCGCUUGCCCGCGAGAGGGACAGACAGCAGCGCAGCAGCAGCAGCAGCAGCAGCAGCAAGAGGCUGACGAGAACGCAGAGGACACAAAGGAGGUCCAGGCAUAGAGCCAGCAGGUGCGAAGAACAAAUUUCAAGUCUAGACAAGGCUUCUUUGCUUGUCGACUCUGUCAGGGUCUCAUGGGAUCUACGGGAAACGGACGCAGACCACCUGACUUACAAACAGGCAAAGGGCAACGGCCGCAAAAGAGAUGGAGAACAGAAUGACGAGCCAGAUAGUUCAACGACCAGCAGCGCUGCAGCACGUGCAAACAUCAGCCCCCCUCCGACAAACUACAGUGCUGCAGCAGCAGCUGCGGCUCUUCAUACGGAUGCCAGCAGCACGAGAGGGGGCUGGAAAAACUGCAGCAGCUGCACUUUGGCAUGCCAAGGUGCAGCAGUUUCAGCAGGUGCAACAGGAACAGGAUUGGCUCUGCAUCCGGACGGAUCCUCUUGGGGGGCAUCUGCGCUGCAGUGCAGUCUCGCGUCCCUCGCCGCCAGCGCCUCUGCGUCGGAGAUGAAGGUGUCAUUGUACUACAGCGCCCAGUCCAUAGACUUCUCUAUGUGA